AUGUACAAAGAGACAAUACGGAUUAAAGGCGAAACACAAGGCAAAUUGGAUAUCAUACGGACAACAAAUGAAAUACCCAACAAACAAUAUUUAAAUGAUUUAUAUAAAAUAAAUAAAAAACUCAAUCAGGCAAAAAUACGUCCAGCGUUUGGAGCACGAGGAGAAGGUGUUGUACUGAACAAUGAAAUGUCAGUAAACACUGGAGAAUUGCGUAAUAGCGUUCAACACAAUAAAGGUCCAAAUGUACUUGGAGGUGUAACUCGGGGAAUACCGGAAUCACACGCAACUAUAUCAACAUCUUCAAUAAAUCAAGUGCGAUUUAUUUAUCAGAACUCAAUAACUAAGAAACGUGAUAUCAGCGAUGCUUCUAACGAUACAGUCACAUCUGCGACAUAUAAAUCUGCUUUACUAAUUUUGAAUACUGGAACUCCGUUUAAUUUUGGAAAAUUGUGCAAGAAAUUAAGUAAGGAAUUUUUCGAAAACAUUUCAAGCAAAAAAGAUUUCGAAAAUGUUAUGUUCGGAAUGGGCCUAAGUUAUACAGAAGAUGUUAUUGACUUUCUUUUGAAAUUGGCUAGUGACAUAAUCACUUCUAUUAGACCUGGAAUACAAGCUCAUAUAGGAAUAUUUAUCUCUACUGAAAGCAUUUUGUAUAAAAUGUUAGAUCAUUGUUUAACUAAUUACGAAUCUAGAUCUCUAAAAUUUUUACAAAAUCAAUCGGAUGUAAUCAAAACAGCUGUUAAAAGACAUUUUCUUUCAUUUAAUCCAAAUAACAGUGGAUUACAAUAUUCCUGUGCGACGUGUAGUGGUUAUUAUACUAAUUAUAGUGGCUAG
Teleopsis dalmanni is the source of this 831-nucleotide messenger RNA. RefSeq lists its product as uncharacterized. The record is from RefSeq and is a predicted model, not a curated record. The coding region runs from base 1 to 831 and encodes 276 amino acids. The transcript has a single exon. NCBI's taxonomy places the organism in Eukaryota, Metazoa, Arthropoda, Insecta, Diptera, Diopsidae.